AUGGUCCAUCCCAAGGCAUCGGCCAUCCGUCAAAGCGAUAAUAUUCGUCACUGGUACACGAGGGAACUACUGCAAAUACCUCCCAAAACACUUGAUCUCUUGGUCAACUACUCCAAGAUCCCCUUCGACCAGGUCCUGGAUCAUGUGUCGCGUAUUCGCGACGAAGCCUUCAAACUGUUCCCCUACCCUUGCAUCGGCCAGUUCCGUUUUCUUAGCCUUCAUCUGGCCUCCCACCCCCUCUACCCCUCCAUACUGUAUCGGCUGAAGCAUGAAUCUCACACCUUCCUCGACGCCGGCUGCUGCAUGGGCCAAGAACUGCGCAAGCUCGCCAUAGAUGGCGCUCCCUACGCCGCCCUGCACGGCCUGGACGUCGUUCCGGCAUUCUUCGAUCUCGGCUACCGCCUCUUCCGCGACGAAACCCUCAUGAAGCAGGGGGGUGCUGUGUUCCUCGCCGCGGACCUCCUGCACGACGAAGUGGCACCCCCGUCCGCCCUGGCGAAGAAGAUCGACAUCAUCUUCGCCAACAGUUUGUUGCACCUUUUCCCAUAUGCGGAGCAGUUAAUGGUUGCUGCGGGGCUGGCCCGGUGUUUGAGACCGCGACCCGGUAGUCUCAUCAUCGGGCGCCAGGUAGGUGCGGCCACGCCUGGGGAGUAUCGUGGUCUCACGGACGGAACAACCACGUACCGGCACGACAAAGAGAGCUUCUGCCGGUUCUGGGAGGAGGUGGCGCUCCGGGUGGGGGGCGAGUGGAAAGUCGAUUUAACUGAUCUUAAUUCUUAUUGGUGGUUGGAUAGGUACUAA
This is a messenger RNA of Aspergillus glaucus CBS 516.65, 801 nucleotides long. Its product is annotated as class I SAM-dependent methyltransferase. The transcript is spliced from 3 exons. The record is from RefSeq and is a predicted model, not a curated record. NCBI's taxonomy places the organism in Eukaryota, Fungi, Ascomycota, Eurotiomycetes, Eurotiales, Aspergillaceae. The coding region runs from base 1 to 801 and encodes 266 amino acids.